Molecule: messenger RNA, 1860 nt
Organism: Rotaria sp. Silwood2
Lineage: Eukaryota; Metazoa; Rotifera; Eurotatoria; Philodinida; Philodinidae
Source: the annotation of a GenBank genome assembly
AUGUCAGAUGCUGUUAAUUUUCAUUUUAUUUAUGCACAACAUUCACCACAUACAAUCAAUAAUCAUAUUCGAAAACAGCAAUCGACUAGUAAACUUAUUAAUACAUGUCUUUCGACAGCUGCUCAAUAUCUUAAUCGAACUAAAAGUUUUCAUGUACCACCAAAUACAACGAUUAUAAAUAACAAAUAUAAUAAAAAUUCUCAUCAAAAAGAUUGUUUAACAAAUAAUCUUGAUUUAGCACAAUCUGUACCUUCAAAUAUCAAUAAUUUUAAUUCAACAUUAGCUAUUCAUAGUCUUCCAAUAACACCAAUAAUUCAUCAUGAACAUCGAUUACAAACGAUUUCAUCAGAAAUAAAUUUAAAUGAAAAUAAAAAAACACAAGGUAUUGUAUCUACUUUACGUCGUUCAUUAAAAAAAAAUAAAGAACGAUUUUAUAAUAAACGAUCAACAACAAUGAAAUCAUGUAAUUCAUUAAUUAAUUAUGAACAAUCAAGAUAUAUUCAACCUCAUCUAUCAAUGACACCAAUAUUAACUUUUCGUCAUGAAUAUCUAGAAAAUAAUACUGAUUCAUGUUCAACAAUAACAAUGAAAAAUUAUAGUUCGACAACUUUAGUUGAUAAUAAUAAUGAUGAUGAAUUAGAAGAUAAUGAUCAAAUACGUAAGAAAUUUAUAUUUGAUCUACAGAAACAAAAUGAAGAAUUCAAUUUUUAUAAAUCUAAUAAAGUCAACAAAUUGAAUCUUAUGUCUGUCUAUUUCGUUUUUACUUCAUGUGAAUUGAGAAAAAGAGAACGAACAGUUAUGUCGACAGCUUUAUCUUGUAUGUAUUUUGAUAAAUCAAAAUCUCCACUUCAACCAUUAGGUGUGAAUGGACGAAAUCGAAUACUUACUAAAAGUCCUAUACCUCCAUUAUCAUCAUCACCCGUUGUUCAGCAUCAACAGCAAGCAGUUAAUUUACCUCCAGCAGCAUCAUUGCAAUCACUUCCAACAACAACAUCAAACGUUACAGAUUCCAGUCCCACAGAAAAUGUUCAACAACAACAAAUAACAAACUCUGAUUAUGAUGAAAAAGAAAGAUUAAAAAAUGAUUUAAUACAAUUAAAAACUGAAUUACAAAAGUCUAAAGAAACAAUAGCACGUUUACAAAAAAGUGAAGAACAAAUGCGUGAAAGAUUAGCAGAACAAGCUCAACGACAAUUAGAAAAAGGUGGUAAAUUUGAAGAUCUAAAUCAAGUAUCUCGUCCAACCGAGUUAAUUCGUUCAUAUAGUUCACUUUAUUCUCAAGCUCGUAUUGAUGCUCUUGAUGCAUUAGAUAAUAUACGUGAAAUGUCUGAUGCUGAUGAUCUUAAAUCAAAAUUAUUAUUUUCCGUUGUUGUCCUUGCUUUUCGUCAUGCACAAAAUCAAGCAAAAGAUAUACGAAAUAAAAUUAAACAAAUUCUACAAUUAAGCAAUGAUAAAAGUUCAAUUGUUCUUGAAGAAACAAUUGAAAAAUAUUUAAGAACUAGUAUACAAAAAUAUGAUGUCGGAAAAAUUACUUUUGAAGUCGAAAAUCAGUUAUGGACUACUCUAUAUGAUUAUCCAAAAUUAAAAUCUUGUAAUGAAUUACUCAAAUAUAUCUAUUCCGCAUGUCGAACUGCAUGGGGUCUUGUUAAUCAAACACCUUCAUAUUAUAUUGAAUUUCAAACAACAAAAUAUGAUAAACAAAUUCAUGAACGUUUUCAUACAUCGGAUAAUGAAAGUGAAACAAUUAUUGAAUAUAUAUGGCCAUGUUUAAUUGAUGGACGUGAUCGGACAUGUGUAGCAAAAGGCGUUGUUAUAACUGAUGAACGAUAUUUAUCAAUACCGAAAAAUCAAUUAUCCUAG